Molecule: messenger RNA, 1218 nt
Organism: Selaginella moellendorffii
Lineage: Eukaryota; Viridiplantae; Streptophyta; Lycopodiopsida; Selaginellales; Selaginellaceae
Product: probable LRR receptor-like serine/threonine-protein kinase At1g56140
Exons: 3
Coding region: 1-1218 (405 amino acids)
Biological process (GO): protein phosphorylation
Molecular function (GO): protein kinase activity; ATP binding
Source: RefSeq, a predicted model, not a curated record
AUGGCUGUGGAGAUCCUCUUCUUCUGCUGGUUCCUGAUCGCAACCCAUGUUGAUCAGGCUGCGGCACAGCCCAUACCAGGCAUCUACUUCAACCCCGGGAGAACCACUGCAGGGAGCCAGCUCCAAUCCAACAUAGACUUCGUAGUCGGGUUCCUCGCGCAGAACACUCCUCCCAAUGGCUACGCGACAUGUCUCGGCUAUGGCAAGACCCCGGACACCGUCUACGCGAACACGGGCUGCUACAACCGGCCGGAUCAACAAAGCUGCACCGUUUGCAUCAACAUCGCCUACUCAAGGGCCCAAACCUCGGCUCCACUCACCAUCGGUGCUACUGUGUGGCUCAAUGAAACCGUGCACCAGUACGCAUGCAGCCUGACCUUCGAAGUAUACAACUUCACGGACUCGUUGCUCGCUUCGCGUAAGUGCUUCCAAAGCUCUAAAGUUGUGGUUUCUCUCAGCUUGCAAAGUUUGCCACUAGAUAUGCUCGGCAUCUUGGGUCCCAAUGCCUCGGCUCCAGCGCCUCUUACAUCUUUCCGGUUCCCUGGAUCCUCGAGACUGAACGUGGCUGCUUAUUUUGCUGGAGGAGUCGCAGGGAUUUGCUUCGUAUUUAUAUGCGGCGUAGUGUUUUUCGUCUUGAGAUGGAGAUGGAGGCCACGGGGAAAGGUCUCGGAUUCGGAGAACUCUGUCUAUAACAUGGGCAAUCCAAGGCUGUUUACGUACAACGAGUUGUCCGUGGCCACGGAUAGUUUCAGUGAGGAAAACCAGCUUGGUCAAGGUGGCUUUGGAGUUGUGUACAAGGCCAAUCUCAAGGAUGGGACGCAAGUGGCAGUGAAGAAGCUCUCGCUCCACUCCAAGCAGGGAAAGCAAGAGUUUGUCAACGAGCUCAACAUUAUCACAGGGAUUCGCCACCGGAAUCUUGCCAAGCUCCACGGAUAUUGCGUCGAAGCCAAUGAGAGGCUCUUGGUUUACGAGUUCCUGGAGAACGAAAGUUCUUUGGCCUUGAAUUGGCAAUCUCGGUUCCAAAUCACGCUCGGGAUCGCUCGGGGACUUGCUUACCUGCACGAGGAAUCACACUUUCAGAUAAUCCACAGGGACAUCAAGGCCAGCAACGUUCUCCUCGAUGCCAAGUUACAGCCAAAGAUAUCGGACUUUGGCCUCUCCAAGCUCUUCGAUCUGGAUGGAGAGUAUGGCGUCUCAAAAGUGGCUGGAACAUUGUAA